AUGGUCGACAUCAAUCCGGCCGCUCUAAGCCGGCCUUCGAUUAGCUUGUCGACGCCAGUGCUGUCAAAACAGUCCAUCAAUGUCUCGACUUUGUCAUCAAUACCCAAAGCCCCCAAGACCAGCCAGCUAAUACCGGCCCGCAUCGACCUCGAACCAAUCUAUGCACCAUUAAAAGCUAGCAUUGGCGCGGAACAAUGGCCUGUCUACAAGGAGACCAUCACCAAUUUCCUAAACGGCCGUCUCAACCAAGUCGAGUUCAGCGAACGCAUCGACCCCAUCCUCGCCUCCCCCGAUGGCCACAAAGAACACCUCCACAACCAGCUUGUGGCCGCCAUCUACGGCAAUGUCACGCGAGAGAUGCCCGACCAGGGCCUCGCGCCCUGGGUCAGCGCGAAUGACAAGCCGUCGGCGGCCGGCGGGAACAAGCCGGUGUCUGGAGAUGCGGCCGAGCGCAGGCUCAAGGGGGAGGUCAUGCAGCUUCCGGCGCGUGACCGGCGGCGCAUCAAGGACCUUGCUCUCAACGAUUUUGACCCAUUCGAGUCCCUAGCCAACGUCUUCACCGACCAUGCCCGGAUACGGCCCCCUAAACCAGCCGAGGUACCAGCGAGUGCAGGCGGCGCACUAAGUCGAAUGAACUUCGACCUCGAAAUUAGGAAACGCUACGCCCAACCACUAGCCAUCGAAUCCGGCGAAUUCCCCGACAUCAGCAACAUCGAAGCGCGCAUGCUCCCCCACUGCUACGAAGCCGGCCUCGCAUCAGGCCACGCGCCAGACGCCGCCCAAUUCAUGUCCAUCGCAACCGAGACCUUCAUCAAAGAAGUCCUCUCCUCCAUCUUCAGCCGCACGCGCAGCAACCCGCCCGGCGACUCAGGCAACGCCGGGUUCGGCCCCAACAACAACUGGAUCCUGACCCACAAAUACCGGCGACAGCUGGCGCGUGAGGAGGAGGCGUUCCAGCGCGGCGAGGUCACGCGUGAUAAGACGGGCUUGCUGCCGGUCGAAGCUAAGGCCGCGAGCGAGCGUGGGCCUUUGGGGAUUGCGGAUCUGCGGUUGGCACUGGAGAUGGGCGAUUGUGGGUUGGCGAAUUUCCCUAUCAUCAGCACGUCGGUUAUCUAUGGGUAUCGGGAGGGCGAGCUAGAAAAGUGGAAUGAUUACACGUACGUGGACGGGCGGGAGCGGGUGACGGAUGUGGAUGGGGAUGUUGAGAUGGGCGGGGUGAACGAGACUAAGCCUGGGACCGGGGCUGGGGCCGGGGCUGGGCCUGCGAGCGUCGGCGGGCCGGUGGUGAAAACGGCUGCUGCUGAGCUGCUCACCAAUGGGGUCGGUCAUGACGAUCUUAUGGAUAUUGACGACGAUCUGUGGUGGGAAGGCGCUGAGAACACGGACAGCAGUUUCCUUGAUGGGGUGCUGGAUUCGUGUCUUGCGGUGGGUUGA
Messenger RNA from Dichotomopilus funicola, 1434 nucleotides. RefSeq names its product transcriptional regulator of RNA polII, SAGA, subunit-domain-containing protein. Lineage: Eukaryota; Fungi; Ascomycota; Sordariomycetes; Sordariales; Chaetomiaceae. Gene Ontology annotation, molecular function: transcription coactivator activity. Gene Ontology annotation, biological process: regulation of transcription by RNA polymerase II. The record is from RefSeq and is a predicted model, not a curated record. The coding region runs from base 1 to 1434 and encodes 477 amino acids. Gene Ontology annotation, cellular component: SAGA complex. The transcript is spliced from 4 exons.